Aureobasidium vineae is the source of this 918-nucleotide messenger RNA. Lineage: Eukaryota; Fungi; Ascomycota; Dothideomycetes; Dothideales; Saccotheciaceae. The record is from the annotation of a GenBank genome assembly.
AGCCAUCCGGACGGCUUACACGAUGACUUCGAAACCUAUCCCUUCGCCCCUUCAAGCAAUAUAUGGAUAGGCUAUCUUGACCAGCCCACGAAGGCUUACCGUCACUUCAUCAGCCUCGAUGAUCUUGUCGACAAGGCUCAGGAAAACCACGAGAAUGGUUACAAGAGCAGAUUUCCUCUUUAUGUGGCCACCUUUGAUGGCCGCGACGGGCGUUAUGUCCCGCUCAAUGAAGAUCUGAUGUUUAGCACUCAGUGUUCUGCCUGCAAAGACAAGAAAGACUGCGAUCGUGUGUUGAUGCAGUACUUUCCUAUCAAAGUCUGGAACUACGCUCGUAAAAGACCAGUCAACAUCUUCAUCAAAGGUCAGACCAUGCUCGCACUCCUGAGACACAAAUCUCACGGCAAAUAUGGCUUCCAGCAAACCAGUGGUGAGGUCUCGAAGACCAUGACUGUUGAGUUUGCCGAGCCGAGAUCCAACUCUGUCGAUGAGAGAGAUGCAUCUACAGAUGAAGCUCUCAACCAUGAUAAGGCAUCUUCGCCAAACACGAAUAUAUCAAACUACUUCGCCAAACCGCUGAAUUGUACUUCCGUCAUUGACCUUACACUCGACGAGGAAGACGAGCAACCUAUCGAGCCCGAGCUUAGAAACACUCUGCAGAACCACGAAGUCAUAUCAGCCGCCACUUUGCAAUCUGAGCACCACCCUUCGCAGCUUGCUUCGAACACACCUACUGAUUUGAUGAAGCAAUUCGGUGGCAUGAUGGCCAGUAUCGUAGCAGGCUUCGGCAUCGAUGCUCUGGACCAGCCUGAAGCCAGAAGAUUGAAAGUUUGCAUGGGACAAGCUGCAAAAACGGGAAACAAGACACUGCUCUGUCAUUAUUUCGGAGCACUGAAUGCUGUAUUGCUGGUUGGCAAGUAA